GAAAAUAGCAGAAGGAGGAUUUAGUAUUAUUUAUAAAGCAACUUGGUCCAAUGGCGUAUACAAUACUGAUGUUGCUAUAAAAAAAUUACAUGAUUCACGAAAUAUCAGUAAAGAUUUUCUAAAUGAGUUAAAAUUACUUUAUCAAUGUAAUCAAUGUAAUAAUAAAAUUAUAGAAAGGGUAAUUAUUACCUGUUAUGGUAUUACACAAGAUCCUAUAACGAAAGAGUACAUGUUAGUAAUGGAUUAUGCAAAUGGUGGAAAUUUACAUGAUUAUUUGCAAAAGAAUUUUAUAAAUAUUACAUGGAAAAAAAAAAUAAAUAUUUUAUGGGAAAUUAUAAAUGGACUUCAACAUAUUCAUGACAAUAAUAUUAUACAUAGAGAUUUUCAUAGUGGAAAUAUUUUAUUAUCUUAUCAAUUGGAAGAUGAAGAAGGUAAAGUUAUACAAAAUUGGAAAAUUGGAGACUUAGGAUUAUCACAGCUUGUAAAUGAUAAUCUUUCAAAUAAUGAAGUAUAUGGAGUAAUACCUUAUAUUGCGCCAGAAAUAUUCAAAGGAGCUGCAUUUUCAAAAGAAUCCGAUAUAUAUAGUUUGGGUAUGAUUAUGUGGGAACUUACAACAGGUUGUAAACCUUAUUCCAAUAUUGAACAUGAUAUUCACCUUAUGUAUGAAAUUAUUGAUGGAAGGCGGCCUGAAAUUACAGAUGAUACCCCUGUAUGUUAUGCUAAUUUAAUGAAAAAAUGUUGGAAUUCUGAUCCUUCGAAGAAAAGACCAACUAUUGAUGAAAUCAUUUGUACAGCUAGAAAAUGGGUUCAUGGUACAUUUCAUAGUACAUUUGAGCAAGCCGAAAGAAAAAGAUUAGAAUUAAUACAAUUAAAGAAACUUGGACCUGACUUUUAUGAAAAAUAUCAUUCAAAAGCGAUUUAUACAAGUAGAGCAUUAAGUUCUUUAAUUUCUCGAUCUUCUACAAAAUUAUCUUCAAUUAUUUCAUUUAAUUCAUUUAACGCGAAACAAGGUAUAUUACAAUACACUGUAAAAAUAAUUAACUAUUAA
Molecule: messenger RNA, 1048 nt
Organism: Rhizophagus irregularis DAOM 181602=DAOM 197198
Lineage: Eukaryota; Fungi; Glomeromycota; Glomeromycetes; Glomerales; Glomeraceae
Source: RefSeq, a predicted model, not a curated record